Molecule: messenger RNA, 2512 nt
Organism: Echinops telfairi (small Madagascar hedgehog)
Lineage: Eukaryota; Metazoa; Chordata; Mammalia; Afrosoricida; Tenrecidae
Gene: DNAJB14
Product: DnaJ heat shock protein family (Hsp40) member B14
Exons: 6
Coding region: 89-790 (233 amino acids)
Biological process (GO): cellular response to misfolded protein
Cellular component (GO): endoplasmic reticulum membrane
Molecular function (GO): Hsp70 protein binding
Source: RefSeq, a predicted model, not a curated record
UGCGGUGUUCAGAACAAGACUAAUUGCACAAAGGACAGCACAUCUGCUAGUGGUGAAAGUCCAAAAGGCUACACCAGAGACCAAGUAGAUGGAGUUCUCAGAGAUUGGAAAUGCUUAUGCUGUUUUAAGCAACCCAGAAAAACGCAAACAGUAUGACCUCACAGGCAACGAGGAGCAAGGUUGUAAUCAUCAAAACAAUGGAAGAUUUAAUUUCCACAGAGGUUGUGAAGCUGAUAUAACUCCAGAAGACUUGUUUAAUAUCUUCUUUGGUGGUGGCUUUUCUUCAGGUAGUGUACAUUCAUUUUCAAAUGGAAGAGCUGGUUAUAGCCAUCAACAUCAGCAUCGACAUAGUGGACAUGAAAGAGAAGAAGAAAGAGGCGAUGGUGGCUUUUCUGUGUUUAUCCAGCUGAUGCCCAUUAUUGUAUUGAUCCUUGUAUCACUAUUAAGCCAGUUGAUGGUCUCCAACCCUCCUUAUUCCUUGUACCCCAGAUCUACAACAGGACAAACUAUUAAAAUGCAGACAGAAAACUUGCGUGUUGUUUAUUAUGUCAACAAAGACUUUAAAAAUGAAUAUAAAGGGAUGUUAUUACAAAAAAUAGAAAAGAAUGUUGAAGAAGAUUAUGUGACUAAUAUUCGAAAUAAUUGCUGGAAAGAACGACAACAAAAAACAGAGAUGCUAUAUGCAGCAAAAGUAUACCGUGAUGAUAGACUUCGAAAGAAGGCAGAUGCGUUAAGCAUGGACAACUGCAAAGAAUUAGAGCGACUGACCAGUAUCUAUAGAGGAGAAUGAACUGGAAUUUUAUUUAUACCUUUUAGCACAUUUUUUUUCUGUAAGUAAAUUUAGUUUCAUCAUGAGAGCGCAAGAAAAAGAUUUGAUAUUAAAAAAUUAACUGAAUAGUUGCUUCCUGACAUCUUGGACUGCUUAUAUGAUCUACUGGUUCCUUUAAAUAGUAAGAAAGUGAGAACUGAAAUUAAUAUUUUAAUUAUGCUUCUGCAUUUAUUUUCAUGUCUAAAGCUUGUAUGAUUCCUAACUGAAAAAUGUCUCAACAGAGGAUUAUCAUACCUAUAGCGAUUUCUAGUUCUAGUAAUUCUCCACUUUUCCCCUUGUCAUGUAAAUAUUUAUAUGAUGAUCACUUUGUGUACAUACAAGUAUUGCCUUUUAAUUUAAAUUCUGUAAAUGUUUAGCUCCAUGAGACACUCAAUUAGGUUGAUGGAGUAAAUACUAUAUGACAAUUAUAUUUUCCUUGUUAGGUAUCAAAUGUGUGGAGUUUAAACAAGGAAACUGUUCAAAAUAAGAGAAGCAGAAAUCGUUUAUGUAAAAUCUUUUAGCAUUACCAACUUGGAGGGAAUUGAUAUUUUCAAAUAUUGCCAUUAUACUCCAAAAUAGUUAUACUGAGAUAGAUGAACUGGUAUAGAGUAUCAGUUCGCUAUUUAGUUUCAUGAAUUGCUAAGCCAUGCAUACAAAGGAAAUGCUAUAUACUGGUAGAUUUUAAAGAAAAUAUGAGGAAAUGACUAUAUAAAUAUUAAACUAAGAGGGUUUUCAACAGUAAAUUGCAGGUAUGUGUUAUGCAAUCCCAAUAGUUUAAAGGCCCCCAAAUGGUCAUUUAUAUAUCUUUAAAAGCUGCUAGAAUUUCUGAAAAAGAGGACCUACCUAAAUUUUCCCCUAUCAAAAUUUGUAGUUUCUUAGUGAUCUUUUCAGCAGAAGCUCAAACUAAAUGGAUUCUUCUACAAAUAAGUAGUAAAAGAAAUUACUACAUAGGUCAAGCUUUAUGCCUUUGCAGCCCAUUGCCAAUUCUAAACAUGUGAUUAGGUUUCAGUACACGUAUCUUGUUCAGAGCAUGAUCUAUUCAGCCACUUGCAACAGUGAGCAAAAAUGCAGCAUCAGGUAGAAUAGUCACUUAUAGCAACUCAUUCUUAAAAAUUCCCGAGCUAAAAUCUGGUCAGGUCACCAAUGAGUAAUUCAGUUACUCUCAUAAGAAUAUGCUCCUUGUAAUUAAAUCUAUCAUUUAAAUUAGAAAAAUCAGGUGGAAAUAAAAUGCAUGGUACCUGCAUAUAGAGUAAGAAACUACUUGAUUUCUAGUCUUCUCUGUUUAACAGUUAAAAUAUUUUAAUUAUUUUUCUCUAUACUAAGUUAAUGGAGCAAGCACCUGUGUGUGUGUGCGCUCACACGCGUGCACCAGAUGUGGUGGCAGUGUUCUUUUGGUUUAAAGAUUAUUUUGGAAUGUGGUUAAUUUAUGACAUGUCUUGAAUAAAACUUCUAAAGUGACCAUUUUCUCCUUGAAAAAGGUGUUCUCUUGUAUCCCUUUUCCCAGGUGAAUCCGUGAAAAUGCCUGAGCGAAUUAGGUUCAAGUAACAAGUCCUAGGAAAACUGGACAUCUUAGCCAUUUUUUUGUAGAGCCUUAACCUUUAAAAGAAAUAAUGAUUCUUAAGAGAUAACUAUGAUUUUAAAUGCUCUCUUGAAACGUUACACUAAGUUUUUUAUUAAUAACUUCUAAUAAAUUUUCAAAGCUCA